Wickerhamiella sorbophila is the source of this 405-nucleotide messenger RNA. RefSeq lists its product as hypothetical. The record is from RefSeq and is a predicted model, not a curated record. Gene Ontology annotation, cellular component: endosome membrane; PAS complex; fungal-type vacuole membrane. Lineage: Eukaryota; Fungi; Ascomycota; Dipodascomycetes; Dipodascales; Trichomonascaceae. The transcript has a single exon. The annotation marks the transcript as partial. Gene Ontology annotation, biological process: positive regulation of kinase activity; phosphatidylinositol biosynthetic process.
CGCAACUCGGUGGCAGCUAUUUCUCUCUGUCUCUUGGCGCAGGCAUACGAGUACGCAUUCGAAAUUCUUCAAGUCGUGGCCAAGAGCGACAUUUCAGUGGCUACAUUGGUGCAAAUUGAUCGCCUUGUGCAGCUCAUCGAGAGCCCUGUGUUUGCUCGCCUAAGAAUACAGCUCCUCGAUCCAGCAGCUUUCCCUUAUCUCUACAAAUGUCUCUAUGGUCUGUUAAUGAUUCUACCGCAAUCGUCGGCCUUCAAAUCGCUGCAAACGCGCCUGUCAAGUGUCGCACCCAUUGGAGGCCUGCCCUUACCCGAGACGCGUGACAAAAUUCCGACCCCGGCCCCAGUGGUCACGAGCGAGUGGAGCGAGCUGUUAAGACUCUACAAUGAGAUGCAUUUAAGUAAGUGA